This is a messenger RNA of Papilio polytes (common Mormon), 2653 nucleotides long. RefSeq names its product inhibin beta B chain (gene daw). NCBI's taxonomy places the organism in Eukaryota, Metazoa, Arthropoda, Insecta, Lepidoptera, Papilionidae. Gene Ontology annotation, molecular function: growth factor activity; cytokine activity. Gene Ontology annotation, cellular component: extracellular region. Gene Ontology annotation, biological process: SMAD protein signal transduction; BMP signaling pathway. The coding region runs from base 84 to 1166 and encodes 360 amino acids. The transcript is spliced from 5 exons. The record is from RefSeq and is a predicted model, not a curated record.
GUGCUGACCGCCGCUGAACACGCACGCAUGUGUCUCGAUCUAUUAUCAUAUUUCAAUUGUUUGCGCCGAAGAAAUCUACGGCAAUGGAUCCGCGGGUGAUUGUGUUCAUUCUGUUCGCAGCUAACAUGUUAAGUUGGGAAUUGAUGGUUAUGGGAGCGUGUGCAAACUGCGUUAAUGGGGAACUAAGUGUUAAAGAAUUGACCAAUGCUAGAAUAGAGUAUGUGAAGCAGCAGAUUUUGAAGAAGUUGCGGUUAAGUCGGCGACCAGCUGUGGCUGUGCCGGUGAACAGUCUGCCGAUGCCGGUGGCGGAGGGCCAGACCCUCAGCGUGGGUUCUGACAAGCCCCCGGAGUUUGAUGACUACUAUGGCAGAACGGAACAGAAGAUCAUAUUCCCAGUAGAAGGUGAAUGUUUGACAACAGGCCGAUAUCCUUUCAUCUGCCUACAGUUCGAGCUGCCGCCUGACGUCGAGCCCGAAGAGGUGACUGUCGUUGAGCUCUGGUUUUACAAGGAGCGCGAUCCAUUGGAUGAAUACAACCAGACGUUUGUGAUCUCUGAAGCAGCGCAUUGGGACAGCCAGCAGCAGUUCAAGAAGACGAAGCCAAUCGCUAUUAAGGAGACGGAUGUGGGUGAAGGCUGGGUGCGGGUCGAGCUGGCGUGGGCUGUGCGUGUCUGGCUUGAGGGCAUGGAACGUUUGCACACGCUACACGUCGCUUGUAGGACUUGCCAGUUACGUCGAGCGCCUCUCUCCUUCCACGAGAAGCAUCGACCUUUCCUAGUGUUGUAUACGAAGUAUGCAGGCAAGCGGCGCCGGGGCCGCACACUAGAGUGCGGGGCAACAACUAGCGAGUGCUGCCGCGAGCCACUUUACGUCAGCUUCCGCGAGCUCGGUUGGGACGACUGGAUCAUUCGCCCAGCAGGAUACCACGCUUACUUCUGCAAGGGUUCCUGUGCACCAAUAUCCGCAGUCUCGCAAGCUGAUAGCUAUCAUCAUAAUAUUAUUAGGAAAUAUUUCUACUCCGUCUCCAACGAGAGGAAAGCGGAGUUCAAGCCGUGCUGUGCACCGACUACCUUCAGCUCUCUCCAACUGCUAUAUAUGGAUUCCAAUAACACGGUCACGCAAAAGACGUUACCCAAUAUGGUGGUAGAAUCCUGUGGUUGCAUGUAGUAUGGAUGUGGAUAUAUGGAUUCAUUUAGAGCGGGCACAGCAUUUACUAAUGUACAGCCGUUAUGCGAUUGUCGAUUGUUUCGCCAAUCCAAUUGUUUAGUUGCAUAAAAAAUCGAAUGUAACCUCCAUAUAAGCUUAGGAAGCAAAGCGAGCGCACAGUUGUGCGAUAGAUAACUCGCGGGUGUGCGAAUCUGUGGAUUUCCAAAGUGGACAUAAAGUACAGUGACUUCUGUAGAAUUUUGUGUUAUGGAUUUUAAUUUAUUAUUAGCAAAUUAGAAAUUUAUUGUUGUGAUAGACUUAUUGUGUGUUUUGUCAAAAUGUUUUAGUUAAAGUGAAAUGUUUUUUUGGUAAUAAUUAAUCUACAAAUUGUUGUUAUUGAAGAAUGUAGUAAAUGAUUUUUGAAGCUUAAGUUUUAGGAAUUUCCAGUAAUUUAAUACUUAAAUUACUUAUCUUGGUAGUAACUUUAAAUCGUAAAUAGUUGAAUUGUAAUUUUUAAGUGUAUUGUGAUACUGAGAUAGGCCAGUGUUAUUUUGUAACUUAAUUUUAUUACUUAACGUGAUUUAUUUAUAAAUAUUUUCACUUUAAGAUCGAGUGCAUUUAUUUUAUAUUAGAUAAAAGAAAUUACUAAUUUUGUGGUGUUUUGAAGGUUUGAAUCUUAUUGAAUAAUUAAUCGACCAACGUAAUUAAGUUUAUGCGAUCAAUUAUUAAUUAAUACAUUAUUACAUUAAUUAAUAAUUUAAUGUCACUGCCGGAACGCUGUUAGAAACAUCAAUUUAAUUGUUUAGAAGUCGAAUUCCUUCAUUAUGUAACAUUUCUGAAUUCUAUAUUAGUAAGUUAUUGACAUAACUAUUAGUAUGAUAAAUUAUCAACAUAUUUAAUUAUUAAUUAAAUAUAUUAUUUAAGUAAAGUUAAGUUGUGAGGACGCUCUUUGUUAGUGACUAUGAUCUGUUAAGGUUGUGUUUCCAUUAAUUACAAUACAGACAUAUUUUAUAACCGUAGUUUACCACUGUCGUUAGACCAGUAAACACGUAUGUCAAUUUUUAAAUGAAAAUGAAUAACAUUAGAAUUGUUUUGUUCGUAUCAUGGGAGUGAAACCUACGGUUACGGAUAUACGAGAUAUCUCACAAGAUUAAAAUCCUGCGUGUUUUUGAGAAAUCAUUAACGAUAAGAUACGCAUAAAAGUGAAAUCUAGAAUAUUUCAUGAUAGAUUGGUUUUUCCGUUUUUGUGAUAAAACUCUUAUUUUGUUGUACAGAAAUAACCGUAAUCGGAAUAUUUGACAGUCUACAAGCAAUUGUAAUACACUUGGUGUAUAUUUUAGAGUUUGUGUAUCAUCGAAUAAUUAUAAUAAGCGACAUUUGAUAUUUCCCAGUUGGUCUAUGUACUUAAGUUAGGACCUGUGGUUUUAUAAAUAUAGUUACUGUAAUAGAAUUUUUCUAUAAAGUAUUAUAGUUUUAAGUGAUAGAAUAAAUGUGGGUUGAGAAAUUUU